Lymnaea stagnalis (great pond snail) is the source of this 3820-nucleotide messenger RNA. Lineage: Eukaryota; Metazoa; Mollusca; Gastropoda; Lymnaeidae. The record is from the annotation of a GenBank genome assembly.
AAUGACACCUUUUGUUCUAACAAAAUAUUAAUGAUAAUUUCAUGUUCAAUUUUACAUAGGAGAAUGUAAAUUUUAUUAAUGGCAGUUUCUUCAUCUUAAAUCUUAACAAGGUAGGGCCUAUGGAGUUGUUUUUUUUUUUUUUUUUUUUUUAAAUUUUUUUUUAUUUGGGUUUUACAUGGGUUAAGUAUAAUUAGUGGUUGUUUUAUUACGGCCCGUGCCCGUACUAGUACUGCGUACUAUUUGCUGGCUGGCAAUAGUCUAUUGUCAAUUGUCUAUUGAAUAGACAUGGUGCAUGGGCAUGAUUAAGAAGGCACUCUUAGAAGUGCAUUUUAUUUAAGGCUUUAUUUGUAAUUAAGAUUCGUUUUAUUAUUUUAGAAACUUUAAGCCUUUUUUUUUUUUUUGUUGUAGUUUUACUAUUAUUUUCUAAUUAUUUUAGAGUUUUUAGACAUUCAAAUUCAUCAUUUACAAAUUUAUUUAUUUGUUAGCAUACACUCCUACACAGACAGUUCUAGUUCUGUUAAUAUUAACUGUACUACUCACUCAGUAAUGAGUAAUUAGUGAUAAUUUUUAACAAGUAGAGUAGUCCUGAGCCUGAGUAGUCAGUGAGUGACUGUAGACCAAGGGCCAGCCCUACCUUUACUGGCAACCUAAACUUGGUGCCCCUUUUAAGUAUAAUUAUAAUCAUAAAAAUUUGUACUAGAAAAAAAAAUGGGGGCUUAGGUAAUUAGUUUAUUACCUAGGUUGUUUUUUAAACAAUAAAAUUGUUUUCUUAACCUGUAUUUAGAUAGUAUGAACAAUUAGCCUACCGUGGACAGUAUGAACAAUUAGCUUACCAUGAGUAAUAUAAACAAUUAGCCUACCGAUGAAAUUUUAGUAGCAUUUAAAUCAGCUAAUAUUUUUAUUGCACUUUCUAUUUUUCUUCCAUGACGCCCACAUGCAAUCAUUUUUCCUAUUUUGGAAGAUCAUUGAUGGUGUCCUAAGCAAAUGGUGCCUCGGGCAACUGCCCACGUUUGGCGGUACCUUGAGCCGGCCCUGAGUAGACUGCAGACCUUACUAGUCAGGCUAGCGGCUAGUUGUAGUCCUCAUUCUGAUAGGCGACCAAGUGUAGCUGAGUGAAUUAGUAGGCCUAGCAGGAGGUCAUCCAUAAAUCAUGUCAUGUCAUUCAUAAAUGGCAUCAUGCAUAAUCUAGGGGGGAGGGGAUCACAAAUUUGAGAUAAUGAUGAUGUGGUGGAAUGAGGCACAUGCCUAGGGCCCCUGCACCUUUUACUCAACUUUCAGUUGCUCUGUGACAAAGUAAAAAAAUUUUGUUGAAGAUUGAGGAGUUUAUUUGAUCUUGAAAUACUUUAUUGACGUAUUUUGUAGGGGUGUAAGUUAUAAAAUUUGCCUUGGGUUAAGAUUAUUUGGAGAAAAGAAGAAGUUCAAAAAGUUAGGGAAACUGCAUUAUCACAGAUGACUGUUGUUACGGAUUUAUGUUUAAAUUGCAUUAAAGCUGUCUAAAUUUUAGUUCAGGCCUAGAGUAUAAUAAGUAGAAGUGUACGAUGCUUAUUUAUAUUGAAUGGCGAUGGCUAGCUAAAUGAUCCUUGAGAGCUGCAAUAUAAAAAAAUAUAAAAUGAGUAAAACAAAGUAGGGUUAAACCUGAAAAAUGGAACACAACAAAACAACGAACGUGUCAGCAGGAAGCCUUCAUCAGCAAACAAAACAACAGAAAAAAACAGUAUAAAAAUAAAAAAUAACACUUAGCUUAGAGGUAGUAUCUGUGGGCAGCAAAUGAAUUGUCAAAAAAAUUAAAAAAAUCAGAAUUUCUCAAUGGCAAAGACACAUGCACAUUUGGAAGAAAUAUAGACAGACAAUUGUCAUGGUCAAUGUCACAUGAAGGACAAACAUUAAAAUAUUUAUGUUUAUUAAACCUCUAUAAAGUAGUAUUUGUAAUUCUGUAAAAGAAUUGAUAUUGUUGUUCUAUAUUUUAUUGCUUACAUUCAGACAUGUUUCGUCAGCUCCAAAGUCAUGUUAUGUCUCUUACAUUAUUUUGUUGAUUUCCUCUGAAAUCUGCUUUAAUUUAAGUAAAUUUUUUAAAACUAUAAACAAUGUUUACUUUUCAAAUGAAAACCUUUAAAAAUUACUGAGAAAACACAUAAAAUUAUGUUUAAAAAAUUAUAUUGUUGUAAAACAACUUAAUCUGCAGAAUUAUGGUAUGUAAUAAAAUAGAACUGUACUAAUACAGCUGAGAGUAAAUCAAAGCAAAAUAAGUUUACAGAUACUCCAUUUUUAUAAUGUCUGAAGAUCAUAAAAAUGUAAUAAUAAUAGCUCAAGCACUAUUUGCAUAUACUGCAUUCAUAUAAUUACAUGAGGCCUUUAAUCAACAUGCAGGCAUGAUAGAUAAUUAUUGUUAAUUUAUGUUAAAACUUAAUUUAGUAUUUGCUGCUUAUAAAUGAAUUUAGUAUUAGUUUCCCUUUAAUUACAACAUAUAAAAUAUAUUUUAAAAGUGUGAUUGAUAAUGCUAAAACUUAAUGCUAAAAUGAAAUACAUAAACAUUUUCUUUUCCUGAUAAUUUUCAACCAGUAGUCAACUGAUUUUGAGAAGGAAUAAAAUUAUUGUAUUAAAUCUUGAAUUAAUAUUGAUAUACAUUUGUUUAUUCUAACUAGAACCGUCGGCAUAUGGAAAAGUUCACUAGCAUUGGGCAGCAUCAUGAAAUUUCGCCAGCGCAUGGCUUGGCUCAUGCUAAUGUUAUUCUUAGGUGCCUCAUUUGCAUUUGCGUACUAUGUGUUUGAGAUAAAUGAUCAGUUCAACAACUUGGCAAUAGAACAUGUACAAACAGAACAUGGUGGGGACAUUAAGGCAGGAACCAUAUUAGAACAUGCCACCCAUUUACCACUUGCUGUUUGGUUACUAAUAUUUCUUCUUCCCUACCUACAAGUAAGUCUUCACAAUGAUAGUUAAUAUUAUUUUGAGUUCUAAAAAAAAAAAACGGUUUCACCACCCAAAAAGAUAUAAUUUGAUACUUAAUAGACUUAAACUUUCAAAGGAUGUAUCACAAUAAUUUAAAGAAGUUAUCAAAAUAUUUAGUAUUUUAACAAAUGUUAAUCUCCCUAAGUCAAAUUAUAAAUUCAAGGAGGCCGAAAAAUUGUUGACCUAGAGUUUCCUGCAACUUUUAUUUGCAUAGGUGAAAGGGCAAUACUUUCAAAUAUCUAAAUCUCAAGAACAUCAUAAAAUUAAAGUUUUAAAUACUGUAGGAAAAGGAAUGUUUAAUAACUAACUUUUUCUUCAUGAAUUUCAGGUAUUUGGCUUAUUACUUGCCUGUACUCGACCAGAACCACGAUUAAGUUUGGCAUACAUUUGGCCCGGAACAUUAUUUUUUAAAUCUCGGACCCUUUUGAGACGAUAUCACCCACAUGACAGCAAGUCUAUAAAUUCUAGUGUUGUGUUCAAUGGACAUGUGGUUGUGUUUGAUGCAUGAUUCUUCAGUACUCAAGGAAGUGGAUGUGUGUGAUUCUGGAUAUUUAAACCGAUUGGACAAGUGUGACAGAUCAUUUAGGGAUGUGUGUGAUUCUGGAUAUUUCUUUAAACUGAUUGGACAAGUGUAACAGAUCAUGUAGGAUGUGUGUGUUAGAUUGAUGAAUUUCAGUUGUGUUUUAACUUCAAAAAUUUCAAUCUGCAGUUAUUCUUUACAUUUAUCUACAUAUUAUCUCAUAAUUUUAGGGGCAGGAUUGGGGGGAAUGUUAAAAUAUUUAGAUUAAAAGUGGUAUCUGGGCAGGACAGGCUAAAGAAAACGGACAUAACCCCAAAAAAUUUCAUUUCAUCACUAAAGACACCACUAAUUAAC